Messenger RNA from Penicillium cinerascens, 1710 nucleotides. RefSeq lists its product as uncharacterized. The record is from RefSeq and is a predicted model, not a curated record. Gene Ontology annotation, cellular component: membrane. Bases 1 to 1710 code for a protein of 569 amino acids. Gene Ontology annotation, molecular function: amino acid transmembrane transporter activity. The transcript has 2 exons. NCBI's taxonomy places the organism in Eukaryota, Fungi, Ascomycota, Eurotiomycetes, Eurotiales, Aspergillaceae. Gene Ontology annotation, biological process: amino acid transmembrane transport.
AUGGCCACUAUUGCCGAGAAGACUAUUGAGAUGGACUACAAUGAGAAGGACGCCGAUAAUUCUGUGGCCGGCCAGCAGGAAGACCACCAGGAAGCCCACCAGGUGGCGAUCGUCCUUGAUAACAGCGACCAGCUAAAACGGCACCUAGGAAACCGUCAAAUCCAAUUGAUCGCUAUCGGGGGGUCCAUUGGGACGGCAGUGUUUGUAACUAUCUCAUCUGGGCUGGUUAAGGGAGGCCCAGGAAGUUUGUUCCUCGCGUACGCCAUUUACUCGUGUAUGUUGGCUCUGGUCAAUAACUGCAUGGCUGAGAUGGCGGUCUUCAUGCCCGUUACCGGCGCUUUUAUCCGAAUGGCCGGCCACUGGGUGGAUGAGGCGUGUGGGUUCUGGGCAGGCUGGAACUUUUUCCUCUACGAGGCACUCUUGAUCCCCUUUGAGAUCACAGCUCUCAACUUGGUUUUGACGUUCUGGCGAGACGAUAUUCCGGUGGCGGCCGUGGUAGCGGCUUGCAUCGUCCUUUACUUCCUUCUAAAUGCCGUUACGGUGAAGUGGUAUGGUGAAGCCGAGUUUUGGCUUGCCUCAGGGAAGUGUUUUCUACUUCUAAUCGUCUUCUGCUUCACCUUUAUCACUAUGGUCGGCGGCAAUCCAAAGCACGAUGCAUAUGGCUUUCGCUACUGGAAUAACCCCGGGGCCUUUGCCGAAUAUAUCACUACGGGCCCUUUGGGCCGUUUUGAGGGCUUCUUGGGCGCCCUUUGGAGUGCAUCCUUCACGAUCGUCGGUCCAGAAUAUAUGUCUAUGGUAGCUGGGGAAACCAAACUACCCCGGCGGUACCUAAAGACAGCGUUUAAGACCACCUAUGCCCGGUUCGCCUUCUUUUUUAUCGGAAGCGCCUUGUGCGUAGGUAUCGUGGUUCCGUAUAAUGACAAGACACUGUUAGCUAUCCUCAGUGGCUCAUCUAGUGGUUCGGGCACCGCAGCGGCGUCUCCAUACGUUAUUGCGAUGAGCAAUCUUGGCAUUAGCGUGCUACCAGAUAUCACCAACGCGCUACUGGUGACAAGUAUCUUCUCUGCCGGAAACUCCUACGUCUAUUACGGGAGUCGCAGUCUCUACGGCCUCUCCCUACAAGGUCAAGCACCUAAGUGCCUACGUCGGUGCACUAAGAGAGGCGUUCCAAUAUACUGCCUCAUCGUCGUGAUGGCAUUCCCGUUCCUCGCGUUCCUGAAUGUCUCAAGUGGCUCUGCUAAGGUCCUCACCUGGCUCAUCAACAUUAUCACCGCCGCACAGGUAAUUGACUAUAUCAUUAUCUCUAUUACCUACAUCUUCUUCUACCGCGCCCUCCGCGCGCAGAAUAUCGACCGUCGCACCCUCCCUUACUAUGGCUACUUCCAGCCCUACUCGGCUUGGAUCGGUCUUAUCUGGAUGACGACUAUUGUCUGCGUGUAUGGCUACUCGACAUUUUUGCCGGGCAAUUGGACCGUGGGUGGCUUCUUCACUUAUUACACAAUGGUCCUCGCGGCGCCGGUACUUUUCUUUGGAUGGAAGAUUAUCAAGCGCACCAAGUUCAUCAAGCCCCACGAAGCGGAUCUUAUUUGGGACCGGCCAGUUAUCGACGCGUACGAGGCUACCUUCACGGACUAUGCUCCUGGCUUUUGGACAGAAAUCUUACAGAUUUUUGGUUUGCGGAAGAACCGAAAUGAACACCGCCAGGUAUGA